Messenger RNA from Abrus precatorius (Indian licorice), 1441 nucleotides. RefSeq names its product cinnamoyl-CoA reductase 2-like. The transcript is spliced from 6 exons. Gene Ontology annotation, molecular function: oxidoreductase activity, acting on the CH-OH group of donors, NAD or NADP as acceptor. Bases 220 to 1188 code for a protein of 322 amino acids. NCBI's taxonomy places the organism in Eukaryota, Viridiplantae, Streptophyta, Magnoliopsida, Fabales, Fabaceae. The record is from RefSeq and is a predicted model, not a curated record.
UCCCACGUGAAAGAUUUUUCCCCCAUAUUUAAAUGUAUCACAUGGUGUAGGAGAAUAAAUGAAUAAAAUUACUGGCAAAUUAUUCGAACACAAUUAUUUCUAUUAAUAAUUAGAUGAAAACUUCAUUUAAUUAAAAAAAUUAAGUUAAUAACUAGGUAUACCCAAAAGGCAGUCAAAUUGCAAUUGAGUUUCAAAUUAGCUUCAGAUAAGGAAAUAGCAAUGGCAGCUUCUGCAGCAAAGAAGGUGUGCGUAACUGGUGCAGGAGGAUUUGUAGCGUCUUGGCUUGUUAAGCUUCUUCUUUCCAAAGGUUACGUUGUCCAUGGAACUGUGAGAGAACCUGGUAGUCAGAAAUAUGAUCACUUGCUGAAGCUUGAGAGAGCUUCUGAGAACCUCACACUCUUCAAGGCUGAUCUCUUGAAUUAUGAAUCUGUUCACUCAGCAAUUUCUGGAUGCAGUGCAGUUUUCCAUGUUGCUAGCCCUGUACCCUCAACAGUUGUACCCAAUCCUGAGGUAGAAGUGAUUGAGCCUGCUGUGAAAGGAACUGUUAAUGUACUUGAAGCUUGUCUUCAAGCUAAAGUGGAGCGAGUUAUCUUUGUAUCAUCUGUAACUGCUGUUUCUAUGAACCCGAAUUUGCCUGAUGACAAAGUGAUUGAUGAGUCCUGUUGGUCUGAUAAAGAUUACUGCAAAAGAACUGAGAACUGGUAUUGUUAUGCCAAGACAGAGGCAGAGGAGCGAGCCCUGGACUUAGCAAAGCGAACUGGGCUUCAGCUGGUAAGAAUUUGUCCUACCCUUGUGUUGGGGCCAAUUUUACAGUCAAGCACUGUUAAUGCAAGUAGCUUGGUUCUCCUCAAACUUGUAAAAGGCUGUGACUCGGUGGAGGAUAAGACUCGUUGGCUAGUAGAUGUUCGAGAUCUAGUUGAUGCAAUGCUUUUGGCUUAUGAGAAGAUUGAGGCAGAAGGGAGAUACUUAUGUCUUUCACAUACUGUCAAGACACGGGAUUUGUUGGAGAAACUAAAGAGUAUAUUUCCAAACUUCAAGUACCCUGCGAAGAUUAUUGAGGUGGAUGAUUACAAGAGUUUCAGCUCAGAGAAACUGCAAAGGUUGGGUUGGAAAUACAGGCCACUGGAGGAAACACUCCUUGAUUCUGUUGAGAGCUAUCGCGAGGCUGGCCUCUUGCAAUCAGAAUAAAUGUUACUAAUAUAAAUGUGACUUAUUUGUGUUUCAGUUCCUACAUGUUACAUGUGUGCUGCAUUAUCACUGUAAUUCCAAGGUUUAUGGCUUUCAGAUUUAGAAUGUUAACACUUGUGGAUAUUCUAGAAUUCUUCUAUUGGAAACCCUGAGACUCGAGUUCGACAGGUAAAUUGAGGACAUUGUAUUCAGUAUUAGAUGCUUGUGAGAAUUAAGUUUGUGGAACUAUCAAUUUCAGUAUGUGAAAAUUAAU